AUGGAAGAGCCGCAGAGCGGCGGCAGCGGUAGCGUAGAGCAGCUGGCCAAGAGCUUGGUGCGGUAUGCGCUGUCCUGCGAGCUUGCACGCAAGCCCAUCAAGCGGCAGGACGUCAACGAGAGAGUGCUCGGGUCGCAUGCCCGGCUGUUCAAGACGGUGCUGGACCAGGCCAACAGCGAGCUCACGGACGUGUUUGGCAUGCAGUUCGCCGAGCUGCCCAGGGGCGACAAGGUGACGGCGCGACAGAAGCGCGCGGCCGCCGGGGCAGACUCGCAGAGCAGAGCCAGCGGCAUGUGGGUGCUGCAGACGACCGUGCCUGCGCAGUACAGACUGGCGCCGGCGAUUGGACCAGCGCGGCGCGCCGACGGAGCGGAAGACGACGCAGCCGCCGCCUACGUCGGGCUCUACACCAUGGUCAUCGCGCUCGUCACCAUUGGCGGCGGGCGGCUGCCCGAGGGCAAGCUCGACCGCGCGCUGCGACGCAUGAACGCGGAGCAGACGACGCCCGUCGGCACCAAGGACGCGACGCUCGCGCUCAUGGUCAGGGACGGGUACAUUGUCAAGGUCAGAGAGGCGGUGGGCGGCGACGAGACGGUCGACUACAUGGUGGGCCCGCGCGGCAAGGUCGAGGUGGGCGCCGAGGGGUUCGCGCAGCUCAUCCGGGCCAUGUACGGCGACGACGGCGACGUCGGCGACGUCGAGGGGAAGAUUAAGCGCACGCUCGACGUGGCUGGGACGACGGCGUGA
Molecule: messenger RNA, 747 nt
Organism: Didymella exigua CBS 183.55
Lineage: Eukaryota; Fungi; Ascomycota; Dothideomycetes; Pleosporales; Didymellaceae
Product: MAGE-domain-containing protein
Exons: 3
Coding region: 1-747 (248 amino acids)
Biological process (GO): DNA repair
Cellular component (GO): nucleus
Source: RefSeq, a predicted model, not a curated record